Messenger RNA from Plectropomus leopardus (leopard coralgrouper), 2422 nucleotides. The record is from RefSeq and is a predicted model, not a curated record. NCBI's taxonomy places the organism in Eukaryota, Metazoa, Chordata, Actinopteri, Perciformes, Serranidae.
AUGACGGGAAACAGCAGAACUUUGAGGGUGCUCUUUUUGCUGUGGCAGGUCCAGAACAACUCUGUCAUCGCCCUCAAACUGCAGCCCGCCAUUGAGUUUCCUCACGAGUCGGGCAAUUUGAAGCGAAUGAAGAGAGAGUGGGUUAUUCCAGCGAUUAACUUUCCAGAAAAUGUCCGGGGUCCAUAUCCAAAAUUCAUGGUGAAGAUCAAGUCAAGCAAUGAGGUCAAGGUGGUGAUAAACUACAAGAUCACUGGACCAGGGGCCGAUCAGCCUCCUGAGGGGGUUUUUACGGUCGAUCGGCGAUCUGGGGUGCUAUAUGUGACCCAGCCACUGGACAGGGAGAGGACAGCCAGAUACAGUCUGUGGGCUCAUGCACUGAAUGGGGCCAUGAAGGCUGAGGAGCCCAUGGAGCUCAUUAUCAACGUCAUUGAUCAGAAUGACAAUGCUCCCGAAUUCACUCAGGACCCUUUCUAUGGCAGAGUGAGCGAAAGCGCUGAAGCUGGUGACUCUGUCAUCAAAGUAACAGCAGUGGAUAAAGACGACCCACGGACAAACAACGCUAUAAUAAGGUAUAAAAUAAGGGCUCAGAUGCCUGAAAAGGACACGUUUGCCAUAAACCCAGUGAGUGGAAUGAUCAGCGUGAUCACAGGUGGACUGGACAGAGAGACUCACCCAGAGUACAAGCUGAUCAUUGAAGCUGCUGAUAUGGAGGGAGACGGGCUCACAGCCACCUGCACUGUCAUCGUCAGUAUUACUGACAGCAACGAUAAUGCUCCACAGUUCACCGUCACAUCUAUGUCCACAUCAGUGCCUGAGAAUGAGGUUGGAGCGGAGGUAAUAAGACUAAAGGUCACUGACACAGACGAGUUAGGAUCUCCAAAUGCCAACAGCAAAUACUCAAUAAUCAAAGGUAACGAGGGGGGAGACUUCAGCAUCACCACAGGCCCCGACAACAUGGAAGGAAUCCUAAAAACAGCCAAGGAGCUGGACUUUGAGAGCUCUCCUGUCUUUACUCUGCUGGUGGUGGCGACAAAUGAGGUGCCGUUUUCUGCCAAGGUGUCAACCUCGACCGCCACGGUCACUGUAACAGUCGUGGACAAGAAUGAGCCUCCUGUUUUCAUCCCAGCAGAGAUCCAUGUGAGCAUCCCAGAGGACGUGGAAACAGAGAGUUCUGUGGUUGACCUCACAGCGAGGGACCCUGACACAGCCAGGAAACAGAGCGUCAGGUAUAAACUUCAUAAUGACACCGCCAGGUGGCUGAGUGUUGAUAAAAACUCAGGAUCAGUAAAAGUUAAAAGCAACAUGGACAGAGAAUCCCACCAUGUCAAAGACAGCAAAUACACAGUCCUAGUUUUGGCGUACGACAAUGAUACCGUCCCAGCUACUGGGACAGGUACUCUGGUUGUGAGUCUAUUAGACGUGAAUGAUCAUCGUCCUGUGAUCAAGCAGAGGAAAGUCAGUCUUUGUAACAGUGACCCUUUUCCUGCCCUGCUGGACAUAAUGGAUCUGGACGGACCUGGUCAUGCUGGACCGUUUACUGUGCAGCUUCAGGGAGAGCACAAGAUCAACUGGACUGUUAGCACCAACGCCACAAGCAACGUAGCAGCCCUGGCCCCCAAACGAGAGUUGUCUCCUGGGGAUUAUUAUGUUCUAAUGCGCAUCUACGAUGUUUCCAUGCUCUACCAAGACAGCACACUGGACGUAGAGGUGUGCCAAUGUCAAGGGGCUGUCUCUACCUGCUUCAUACCACGUUCUGCCCCUCGUCUGCACACAUCUUCUCUCGCAACCUCAGUUCUAGGAGCCAUUUUUGUUCUACUAUUACUGCUCUUGCUGCUCCUGCUGUUGCUGAGAAGGAGGAAGAGAUCGGAGAAGGAUUUCCCUCUUCUCGAAGACAUACCCAGAGACCACAUCUUCUCCUACGAUGAGGAGGGAGGAGGCGAAGAGGACCAGGAGUAUGACCUAAGCCAGCUCCACAGAGGGCUUGAUAAUCGUCCUGAAGUCUUCUGCACUGACGUGUUUCCUACUGUCCAGAGCCGCCCCUGCUACCGCCUACAACUUCAAGCCAAUGAAGAGAUUGCCCAGUUUAUUGAGGAUAACCUGCAUGCUGCAGACAGUGAUCCCACAGCUCCACCUUAUGACUGCCUUUUGGUGUUUGACUACGAGGGCAUCGGCUCAGAGGCGGAUUCGCUCAGUUCACUCAACUCCUCAGACUCGGAUGAGGAGCAGGACUUUCAGAGCCUGGCUCUCUGGGGGCCACGUUUCAGCAGGUUGGCUGACCUGUACACGGGCAGGAUAGACGAGGACGAUGAUACGGAGACACUGCCAGGAAAAACAGAAUGGGUCUGACAUGCCCCUGUGUAUUUAUAGCCCGUCCAAACUUUUGUCCAUCUGCCCAAAGUCCUCUAAGUGCCGUGUGACCUCU